This is a messenger RNA of Alternaria atra, 2115 nucleotides long. RefSeq lists its product as uncharacterized. Gene Ontology annotation, biological process: biosynthetic process. Gene Ontology annotation, molecular function: guanyl-nucleotide exchange factor activity; translation initiation factor binding; translation initiation factor activity. The record is from RefSeq and is a predicted model, not a curated record. Lineage: Eukaryota; Fungi; Ascomycota; Dothideomycetes; Pleosporales; Pleosporaceae. The transcript has 4 exons. Gene Ontology annotation, cellular component: eukaryotic translation initiation factor 2B complex. Bases 1 to 2115 code for a protein of 704 amino acids.
AUGCCCCCAAAAGGCAAGAGAGGCCAGGAUAAGGGCAAGUCGGGUGAGGAGGAGCGCGAUGAGCCGCUACAGGCUGUGAUACUCGCAGACCCCUUCGAGACACGCUUCAAUCCAUUCACACUCGAGCAUCCCAGAUGUCUUCUGCCCCUCGCGAAUACCCCGCUCAUCGAAUACACGUUCGAGUUUCUCGCCAACGCAGGCGUAGAGGAAGUCUUUGUAUACUGCGGCGCACACAGGGAACAGGUUGAAGACUACAUCAAAGCCUCGAGAUGGUCUUCCAAGUCAUCGCCUUUCUCGCGACUGGAUCUCAUUCAAUCGACGUCACACUCGAUUGGCGAUGCGAUGCGAGACCUGGACAGCCGGGGUCUGCUAGUGGGCGACUUCCUCUUGGUGUAUGGCGACGUGGUCAGCAACCUGCCUCUGGAGUCUGCGCUCGCCGCGCACAGGGCGAGACGGGCGAAGGAUAAGAAUGCCAUCAUGACCAUGGUGCUACGCGAGGCAGGCGCGACUCACAGGACAAAGGCCCAGGGAACAAGUCCAGUCUUUGUGAUUGAUCCGCAGAAGGACAGAUGUCUACACUUUGAACAGAUGCCGAACCGCGAUCAGACACACUACCUCUCCAUCGACCCCGAGCUGCUUUCCACCCACCAAGAGAUCGAAGUGCGCCAAGACCUGAUCGACUGCGGCAUCGACAUCUGCACGCCCGACGUACUUGCGUUAUGGAGCGACAACUUCGAUUUCCAAGCACCACGCAAGGGCUUCCUACACAGUGUACUCAAAGACUACGAGCUCAACGGAAAGACGUUCCAUACGCAUAUCAUCUCAGAUCACUACGCGGCACGAGUACGAAACCUCCACGCAUACGACUCGGUUAGCAAGGACAUUGUAUCACGCUGGGCAUACCCGUUGUGUCCAGACAGCAACCUCGUACAAGGACAGUCGUAUCGGUUACAAAAGCGCAACACGUACAAAGAGGAGGGUGUCAUACUCGCGCGGGAUUGUAUCAUUGGGCCAAAGACAGUUAUUGGGCGUGGUACCAGCAUAGGCGACAAGAGCAUCAUUACCAACAGCAUCAUUGGAAGGCAUUGUCAGAUUGGUCGAAAUGUGACGAUUGAUGGCGCGUACAUUUGGGAUUACGCCAGCAUAGCAGACGGCAGCACCGUCACCAAGGCAGUCAUCGCGAAUGAAGCGGCCAUAGGUCGUAGGUGUACCAUCGAAGCUGGUGCUCUGAUAUCGUAUGGGGUUAGCAUCGGUGAAGGCAUGACAAUACGGGGAGACCACAGAAUCACAAAAGCAAAGCGGAGACGUGAACAAGGGGAGGAUGUUGUUCGAGGCGACUCAGACCCUGCGAUAGUUGGCGAGAAAGGUGACGGCUUCGAAUUCCAUGAUUCUGACGAGGACGAUGAGGACGAGCUCGUCGAUGGUCUCUCCACCAGAGGGCCCAUGUAUAACCUCUCGAACGAGUCAAUAUCCACAAUCAAUUCAGAGUCGGAGACAGACAUGAUGGGUAUGGAACGCCAUGACAGAUCGGCCACCAGUAGUUUCCUAUCUGUAGGCUCGGUAGACAGCCAGCACGCGGCAAACUUUGAUCACGACGCAUCUGCCAGCAUUUACGAUUCGCUUGUUGAAGGCCAUGAGUCGGCAAACAUUCAGCUGGAACUGACGGCACUCCGCAUGAGCACAAACGCCUCGGAUCAUCAAGUCAGACGUGCAGUCGUCUCGUCAUUCGUCAAGCGCGUGAUCCAACUCACCAAGUCGGGCGAGCCGAUCAAGAACGCCGUCGCGCAGGUCUUUGGGCAACACAAGGAGCUCAUCGACCGCUCCAUCUUCGACAAGAAUGCAGAUAGCAAGACAGACCAGACCGACUUUAUGUUACUGCUUCAAGCAGACUUGUGCAACAAGGAGAACGGCGACGCGAUCUUGCUAACCGCAUCGACCAAACUCGUCGAGUUGGACUCGAUAGAAGAGGAUGGUAUGAUGCAGUGGUGGGAAGAUGAGAAGAGCACGGAGAAUGCGGAUAUGGAGAAGGUUAGGGAGAAGACCAAGGGCUUGAUUGACUUUUUGCAGCAGGAGAGUGAGGACGAGAGCGAGGAGGAGAGUGAGGAAGAUGACUAG